Messenger RNA from Rhinichthys klamathensis goyatoka, 1672 nucleotides. It is a transcript of the gene kcnv2b, whose product is annotated as potassium channel, subfamily V, member 2b. NCBI's taxonomy places the organism in Eukaryota, Metazoa, Chordata, Actinopteri, Cypriniformes, Leuciscidae. Gene Ontology annotation, molecular function: voltage-gated potassium channel activity; protein binding. The transcript is spliced from 2 exons. Gene Ontology annotation, biological process: protein homooligomerization; potassium ion transmembrane transport. Bases 92 to 1669 code for a protein of 525 amino acids. Gene Ontology annotation, cellular component: membrane; voltage-gated potassium channel complex. The record is from RefSeq and is a predicted model, not a curated record.
GAGUAGGUUUAGUGUCAGUAAAGCUCUGAGAUUUACAGGCGCGCUGUACACUAGCUAUCCUCCUCUAGGAGGAUAGCGGAAGACUGAGAGGAUGUUCAGUGAUCAGAGAAACAGGAGACAGAGCCUCUUUCCCAACUGCAAACUAGCAACUUCUGAGUCAAUAGACGACACCGUCCCAUUCGCUAAAGAGUGUUUGGUGAAACAGUGGAGCUCCUUAAGCGAACUACAGGCGGAUAUCUAUGACAUCUUUGAGGAUGUCGACGAUGGGGAGGUUGAGAGGUAUUCAGAGCCUUCGUUAUGGUUUACCAGCAUAUCACCAAGCAGGAAUUGCACGCUUAACCUCAACGUUGGAGGAAAGUCCUACCGUAUCACCUACAAGAUGGCAGCGAGAUACCCACAGAGCAGAAUUGGCCGACUGGCCACCUACACUGACCUCAACAUGAAGCUGAACCUCUGCGAUGACUACGUCGUGAAGGACAACGAAUAUUUCUUCGACCGAGAUCCAGACGUCUUCAACAGCAUCUUCAACUUCUACAGGACCGGUGUGCUGUGGAUCAAGGAAGAGCUCUGUCCGAGGAACUUCUUGGAGGAGAUCAAUUACUGGGGCGUUCGGAUCAAAUACUCUCAACGGUGCUGUCGGAUCCUGCUCGAGGAGAAACACGACGAGUUGUGCGAACAGCUCAAGGUUCAGAAGGAACUGGAGGCGGAGGUGGUAGUCGAAGAAAACGAGGAGGCGUUCGACAGCAUGUUUCUCGGCGAGACGCGGCGGUCACUUUGGAACUUCAUGGAGAAUCCGUUCUCCUCGGUCCAGGCGAAACUCAUGGCAGUCGCCUCGAGUAUGUUUGUGCUGGUGUCGCUGGUCACGAUGACUCUGUCUACGGUGGAAGAAAUGGAGAACAUGGCAUCUACUAACCAGUUUAGUGGCAAGCCAUACGGAGAGUUCGUAGAGACUCUGUGCAUAACCUUCUUCACCACUGAGUACCUGUUGCGUCUGGUUUCAACCCCAGAUAUCUGUUGCUUUGUUAAGAGCAUACUGAACGCAGUAGACCUCAUGGCCAUCCUACCGCAGUUGCUGCAGUUCGUGCUCGAGACCUUUGAGGACUUGGUUCCUGGGAAACAAAAUGCGGACAUGCAGACUGUAGGUCAAGUGAGCAAGGUUGGACAAGUGCUGCGAAUCAUGCGACUCAUGCGUAUUUUUCGGGUUCUGAAACUGGCCCGUCACUCCACGGGGCUGAGAGCGUUUGGCUUCACGUUGAGGCAGUGCUAUCACCAGGUGGGGUGUCUCUUUCUCUUUAUUGCCAUGGGGAUCUUCACAUUCUCUGCCAUGGUUUAUAGCGUUGAAUUUGACGCCCCUAAUACCAACUUUACCAGCAUUCCACAUUCUUGGUGGUGGGCAUCUGUGAGCAUCUCUACUGUAGGCUAUGGUGACAUGUAUCCAGAGACCCUAUUGGGGCGGAUAUUUGCCUUUGGCUGCAUUUCCUUUGGGAUCAUUUUGAAUGGCCUUCCAAUCUCCCUACUCUUCAAUAAAUUCUCAGAUUACUACGCCAAACUGAAGUCUCAUGAAUACACUUCCAACAUGAAGAACAGAGGGAAGGUUAACUUCAUCCUGAGAGCCAAGAAGAAACUAAAAGAAUUUGGCUGCAUCGAAACUUAUGACACUGUUUCGUAAACA